AUGUGGACUCGAUUGCACUCAUGUGGACUCGUUUGCACUCAUGUGGACUCGUUUGAACUCAUGUGGACUCGUUUGAACUCAUGUGGACUCGUUUGCACUCACGUGGACUCGUUUGCACUCACGUGGACUCGUUUGCACUCAUGUGGACUCGUUUGCACUCAUGUGGACUCGUUUGCACUCUUGUGGACUCGUUUGCACUCAUGUGGACUCGUUUGCACUCACGUGGACUCGUUUGCACUCACGUGGACUCGUUUGCACUCAUGUGGACUCGUUUGCACUCAUGUGGACUCGUUUGCACUCAUGUGGUCUCGCUUGCACUCAUGUGGACUCGUUUGCACUCAUGUUGACUCGUUUGCACUCAUGUGGACUCGUUUGCACUCAUGUGGACUCGUUUGCACUCAUGUGGACUCGCUUGCACUCAUGUGGACUCGAUUGCACUCAUGUGGACUCGUUUGCACUCAUGUGGACUCGUUUGCACUCAUGUGGACUCGUUUGCACUCAUGUGGACUCGUUUGCACUCAUGUGGACUCGUUUGCACUCAUGUGGACUCGUUUGCACUCAUGUGGACUCGUUUGCACUCAUGUCCUGAAAUGUUGGUCGGCUGCUGCAAUGUGGCUCACACCACUCAACACUCUCUCCUCUCCCUCAUCCCCCUCCUGCCCCUUCUCUCCCUCUUCUCCCUCUUCCCCCUCAUCCCCCUCCUCCCCCUUCUCUCCCUCUUCUCCCUCAUCCCCCUCCUCCCCCUCCUCUCUGUCCUCUCCCUCCUCUCCCUCAUUCUCCUCAAUUCCCCUCGUCCGCCAGUUUGCAUUGAACGAGGCACAGGCAAUGGUGGUGGAUUUCCACAUGCUCUGGGUGGGCUUCCUGCUCAUCCUUUUUGCAUUGAACGAGGCGGAGGCGAUGGUCAUGGAUUUCAAGAUGCUCUGGGUUGGCUUCCUGGUCAUCACCAUCGCCUGCAUGAUGCAGGCCCUCUCCAUGCCUAUCUAUGUCUUCCGAGCCGUCAGGCUCGGCGACAAGCUCGGCGACACCGAAACUGAGGGGUAA
Molecule: messenger RNA, 1041 nt
Organism: Closterium sp. Naga37s-1
Lineage: Eukaryota; Viridiplantae; Streptophyta; Zygnematophyceae; Desmidiales; Closteriaceae
Source: the annotation of a GenBank genome assembly